GGUCUAUGCGCAUCACCACGCCAAACAGUGAGCAAGUGCUUGAUUAACCACCUGCAGCGACCUCGAGCCCGCUUCCAAGCUCAAAUCAUUGAAGCCACAAAUCCCAACACCACAACCCCCUUUCAUCGGCAGCCAGCCUCCCAUCCAAUUCGACGCGGCUGCAAUCAUGAAGUGGUGCACAAUAACCGUCACAUCCCUCUCGCUCGCGGGCCUCGCGCUUGCCUCGGCGCAGGCGUCGACCCACGCCGAGGUCUACGCCCUCACGCCCCGAGCGAAGCCGUCGAGCAAGGCCAACCCUCCGCACCUACCGCGCCAGCUCGCCCGACACAUCCUACUGCAGCGGACGACCAACGGCGAUGACCACUCUAGCGUGUCAGCCGACCUGCCCGACGCCAUGGACCGGGACCGCGCCCUGACGCACAUCCUCGAGUUUGGCCGCGAGCCCGCGCACCUGUUCAACGUGGGCCGUCGCGACCCAUCCCUCGUGCUCAUGCUUGAGGGCGCCACCGACGACAAUGUUCACGAGCUCAAAAAGGGCCUGGAGAGACGGGGGCAGCAGCUGUCCUUCGUCAUCGAUGAUCCGCCGUCGGCCGAGGCGAAUCAGAAGCUUAUCGACCGGGAUUUCCUCGGCGCUGCAUCCAACUGCAACGACGUGGCCGAUAUUGAGGCCGUGCUGCGGCCCGGCGACAAGAAGUGCUGGCAAGGACAGUCGCUGUUCGCCAAAUACGAUGUUGAGAGGCAACCAUCGGUCGUUUCGGCAAUCGUUUCGAACCUCGGCAGCUUGCUCGACUUGGUCGACGAUGACAUGCAGGCCAUCAUUGUCCUCAUGCCCGAGAGCAGCCGGACGGCCGGGUCCAAGGAGUGGACCACACAGCAGACCGACGCGUCGGACCUUCGCCGCCGCCAAUUCGAGACUGUGCUUGGCGAGAAGCUUCCCAAGAAGUCGGACGGCUUCCAUAGCUCGUCCGGCUCCCCCCACCUUGCCGCCGGCGGAGCGGCCCCCAACCGUCGCAUUCCCUCCUGCUUCACCAGCCUCUCGGCCUGCAAGAAUGCCACGGCCGGCUGCUCUGGCCACGGCGAGUGUCUGAACAAGUUUACGGGGACCAACGCCUCGGUAUCCAAGGGCGAGCCUGUCUGCUUCUCGUGCCGCUGCCUCCCCACCAAGGAAGGAAACACGAGGGCGUUCUGGGGCGGCAAGAUGUGCCAAAAGAGGGACAUCAGCACCCCUUUCUGGCUCAUCACGCUCCUCACCGUCGCCCUCAUUGGCAUGGUUUCUAUGGCCAUUGGCAUGCUGUUCACCGUCGGCGAGGAGAAGCUUCCUGGUGUCAUCGGGGCUGGCGUCAGCCGGCCUGGCAAAUGAUAGGGCCGCUUGUACGUUGUUUCUGAUUAGGUAUAUUUCAAGCCGUUCUCGGUCGUCGGCAGCUGGGAAGUGCCGCAAACAGCUGGGCGGCUCGGGAUUUCCGAGGCUGCUACAGACUGCCACGUUGACCUGGUUCAUUUCGGCGUCCCGGGGGAAACUUUGUACAUGGCGCCUCGUGGGUUGUGCCAUGAUUAUCACUGCCAUUUCUCUUUUGCUCUAGUCAUCUACUGUAUUCUUCAAUGCCAUUUCUGUGUGAUAUCGAACCCAGCUGCCACUGCUGGCUCUAACCGGCGUCCUCUGCA
Messenger RNA from Gaeumannomyces tritici R3-111a-1, 1662 nucleotides. RefSeq lists its product as hypothetical. The coding region runs from base 167 to 1360 and encodes 397 amino acids. NCBI's taxonomy places the organism in Eukaryota, Fungi, Ascomycota, Sordariomycetes, Magnaporthales, Magnaporthaceae. The record is from RefSeq and is a predicted model, not a curated record. Gene Ontology annotation, cellular component: endoplasmic reticulum. The transcript has 2 exons.